ACAUUCACAGCACUAGGACCCAGAGGGAGCUUAAUUCCUGUGAGUCAGUGCAGCUCACUGAGCCCUGAGAGCAGUGAAUGAGGCUGGAAAGGCAGGGGGAAUGUGAAUGGCUCUUCUGGCUUGGGAAAGUGUCCACGGACUAGGGUGCUACGGACUACAAAACAGCUUGGACACCCCUCAGGAUUCCCUUUCCCUCCAGUGUUGAGUGAUAACAGCUCUGAGAGUCCAGAGAAUAGCAAUACAAACAGUGAAACCUGGCUGUCAGGAACCUCUAGCACAUUCUGAGGUGUGGGACACAAAGUAAGCAACUCCCAGACUCUCAGCUACGCAACCAAACUGGCCCGAUGGCAUGCUGCUGCCAACCGCAGCUCAGCAUCUGGACGAAAUAAAGACCUUGCUGGGGGAGCAGUUUUUUGUGCAAUAUACUCAGAGCUCUUGAGAUAAACCUAUCCGCACAAGAUCCUAUGGGACAGCUUAGGAUUCUGCACUUUAUGAGAGACUACAUUCUAGCAAAGCUAAAGCCUUGGUGAGUGCUUUAGUGCUGCUUUGCAUUCUAGCUCGAGAAAGCUGAACAGAAAGGUGGAGCUUUAUACAAUAACUGACCCUCACCCAGAAAACAAUUUUAAGACAUGCUGGGAAAUCACAGUGGAAAUGCAGAGCCCAGUUACUCUUUUACAAAACCCUGUUUGUCCAGUCUAUGUGCGGCUGUCUGCCUGCUGGCCGGACACAGCAAAAUUCAGGGCCAGCUGAGACAUGUCAGGCAAAACAACACACGGAGACAGGGAGGAGCCUGGCUUGAUAGUUUUUGUUCUGUUUAUACCCUGUCUCUGCUUAUUAAUUCUCCACAGAGGAAAUACAAUGUCUGCCCUUAACUGCAAUUUCAGAUCAUUUUUUGAAUAUCUCUUAUUCCCAGGAUGCCUGCUGCUGAUUUGUUACCUAACAUGUGGCUGAAUUAGCCGACAUACGGUGGUUACCUAACGAGGUAUUGCUGCUGCUGGACUUCCGGCAUAAUAUUGUUCUUAGAGAAGUUUUAGAAACUUGUCUUACAUUUUUCCACACCCAAGCAGAUGUGCAUGUUCUCCAGACCGAAGGAAGACUAGCAUUGGCCUUGGAUCUGCUACACAGUGACAUUUGUGGAACUUCUUGUUCACGGCACUCUGAAAAAAGGAUGUUUCCCUACACACAGUUCCCAGUACUAUGGCCAAAAUGGUUUUAUCUAUGCUAUAUCUAAGAUGCCGACCCAGAAGUAGCCUGUCACCGUGCUGCUCCUAUGUAAUACCCAUAUUUGUCCUAAUAGGCAGCCUGAACUUGGACAAAUCCCAUCUGCCCUUGUGACAUGUGAUGCCAGAGCUCUUCUGGGAAGGAGCCUGGACUUUCUUAUCUGCCCAAAAUCAGCCAUGUGGUGCUUCCCGAAAGGGCAGAUGGGAUAGAUGGAGGCUGCCGGAGGCUCCUGGGCCAGCCAGAGUGCUGGGGCCUGUCCACAUGGCAGGUGCAUAGCGUAAUGUCCAUGCUGUACUACACUCUGAUUAUAGCUUUUUUGAUCGGCACACAGGCAGCUCCAAAGUCAGCGGACAAUGCUCCUCUGGGGUAUCCUGCAGAACCCUCCUUGUCCAAUACCCACCGGAGUAACGGACACCACAUUCCCAAGACAGCUCCACAUACAUCCCACAGCCACUCUACUUGGACGGUAGACAGGAGGGAAGCUGUAAAUAUCACUGUGGACCCAAAGUUGUUCAAGAAGCGGCGCUUCCGAUCCCCUCGAGUCCUGUUCAGCACACAGCCCCCUCCAGUGUCAGAGCAAGGACAGCACAUGGGAUUUCUCAGCAAUGCAGACUCUCUCAACAGGACUGCCCGGACCAAGAGGACUGCACAUCCCGUCCUGCACCGGGGAGAGUUCUCAGUAUGUGACAGUGUCAGCAUGUGGGUUGGGGACAAAACCACAGCCACUGACAUCAAAGGUAAAGAGGUGACAGUGUUGGGAGAGGUCAACAUUAACAACAAUGUUUUUAAGCAGUACUUUUUUGAGACAAAGUGCAGGGACCCCAAGCCAGUCUCCAGCGGGUGCCGAGGGAUCGAUGCUAAGCACUGGAACUCCUACUGCACCACAACACACACCUUUGUCAAGGCGUUGACGAUGGAGGGCAAGCAAGCGGCCUGGCGCUUCAUCCGAAUCGAUACAGCCUGCGUGUGUGUGCUCAGCAGGAAGUCAGGGAGACCCUGAGGCAGAGCUAAACCCCAUGACGACAUCCUCCUAUCCCCCUACCUCAGCCUGUAAAUUAUUUUAAGUUAUAAAGGACUGCAUGGUGUAUUUAUAGUUUAUACAGUACAGAAAGAACCUCAUUAUUUAUUAAACUCUUUUGGAAACCUUU
Messenger RNA from Dromaius novaehollandiae (emu), 2369 nucleotides. It is a transcript of the gene NGF, whose product is annotated as nerve growth factor. The record is from RefSeq and is a predicted model, not a curated record. Gene Ontology annotation, cellular component: dendrite; axon; synaptic vesicle. NCBI's taxonomy places the organism in Eukaryota, Metazoa, Chordata, Aves, Casuariiformes, Dromaiidae. Gene Ontology annotation, molecular function: growth factor activity; nerve growth factor receptor binding. The transcript is spliced from 5 exons. Bases 1502 to 2221 code for a protein of 239 amino acids. Gene Ontology annotation, biological process: memory; nerve development; positive regulation of peptidyl-serine phosphorylation.